This is a messenger RNA of Cylicocyclus nassatus, 963 nucleotides long. The record is from the annotation of a GenBank genome assembly. Lineage: Eukaryota; Metazoa; Nematoda; Chromadorea; Rhabditida; Strongylidae.
AUGUUGGCAUGUAUCACAGAAUCCGAACCUUUCUGCCUUGUUGCCGAGCUUUGUAGCGACGGUGACCUACUCAAUUUUCUGCGAGAACGUUGCAAAUACAUGAUCAAACUCAAUGCUCAAGGAAUAAAUUAUGAUGAUCCAGAGGGUGAUAACUAUAACAUCGAUAUGAUAGUCACCUUGAAACAAUUAUUGAUGUUUGCUGUGCAGAUUUCUUAUGGUCUUGAGUACUUAUCUACCAGAGGAUUUAUCCAUCGUGACAUUGCGGCUAGAAAUAUACUCGUUAAUGGGAAAAACUCUUGCAAGAUUGGUGACUUUGGACUUUGCCGGAAUUUGUAUUCGGACAGUUCACUCUAUAAAAGCAAGGGAGGACGUUUACCGCUAAAGUGGAUGUCACCAGAGGCGAUACGACAUUAUGAGUUCUCGACACAGAGUGAUGUGUGGGCAUUCGGUAUAUUGCUUUUCGAAAUUAUCACAUUAGGGGGUUCCCCCUAUCCAUUAAUUCCUCCCGAAGAUUUGCUCAAUUAUCUCGAAAACGGGAGAAGAAUGGAGCGUCCUGACAAUUGCCCCGAACAAUUCUACGAAGUGAUGGCCGAAUGUUGGCGUUUUGAGCCGGAAAAACGACCGGAUUUCUUAACGAUUCGACAAAAGUUGGCUGCUCAGCUUGAGGAAAUCACGGAAGAGUAUAAUUAUCUCAAGUUAGACAGUAAGAAAGACUACUACAAUGUACAAUAUGCAGAAAAGCCGGAUAUAAUAGUCAUUCCCGAGUCGGAGGAAACUAUCUCACCGCCAAAACCACGAGAAGGGAGCCAAUCGCUUUCCUUCGAUAGCAUGCAUGGUGAUGACGUCCGAUGGAUCGCCCGCGUUAAUAGUGAGACAGAUGACGCGACCAGAAAAAGAAACUCCCGCACUGUCAGCAUUGCAAAGAAUGUGGACGACAAUUCAUGCGCAAAAUACGCGCUCUGA